CCUACCAUUCCACUCCCAUUCCUUCAUCACCCCCUCCACCGGAGACGACAACAAUGGCGAAAUUCAAUCCACCACACAACAGUUCCACUCUCUCUCCUCCAUUCUCUCUCCUCCCCUUUCCCACCCCCCCUUCCCUCCCCUCCAGACCCCUCAUAAACUUCAACCCUCUCCACUUUCCCCAUCGCUCCGCGCUUCUUCGCCGCCGUCAAAACCCGAACUUCAAGGUUAUUCGUGGCUGUUCAGUGAAAGAGGGUGAGUUGUUGGGAGCCGAAGAGGUGGAGGAGGAGGCUGAGUUACUGUUUACAACCUGCAUUACGCGUACGCUGCAGCCUGCGUUGACGCUCGAGCACGGCUUGAAAACGAUUAACGCCGCCGUUGAGGAGUUGAAGUCGAACCCUCUUCCCCGUUCCACGCGUGGCAUGUAUAGAUUUCAGGUGGUUGUGCCCCCAAGUGCAAAAGCUUUGAAUUGGUUUUGCUGCCAACCUGAAUCAUCUGCAGUAUUUCCUCAGUUUUUCCUUUCAAAGGAGAAGGCUAACCAAAUAACGCAUUCUUUGAGUGGAUUGCGGGGCAUUUUUGGUAUUGGCGCUGCAAUCCUCUUCAAGGGGUCUUCUUAUGCCUCACGAGAGUGGAGGUCACUAGAAAGACAUCUCCCACCUGAUUCAUCACUGGUAUCGGCAUAUGGUUUUAUGGAUGUUGAUUUUAAUUUGAAUUCAUCUUCCUUGAAGCAUCAGAGAGGUUCGUUCUACGUUUUCAUACCUGAGAUUGAGUUAAACGAGUUUGAAGGCAUUUCUACACUAGCUGCAACAUUGGUGUGGCAUGACUCUUUCCUUUGUACAUUUGAGGAGGCCAUUCAGUCUUACAAGUUAGCUCUCUACCAGGCCACUUAUUAUGUUUUGCCCACCUCAGAGAAAUUCUAUCCUAAAUGCAUCAGAUCUACUCUCAAAAAGUUCAAUGUUGUCGGGGAUACAAACACCCAAAUGGUGUGCAUUAAUGCUAGCUCGAUUGGUGGAGGGGAUCUUGGUAGCGGCUCUAUGGCACUGUCAGAGCUUUCAUCUUCAUGUCAGUUCUUGGUUAGGCUUUCACCUACACUGGCAAUCGCCAGUAACAUGCUGGAUGAUCUCAACGGAAGGCGUCAUUCUCUUGAAAACUAUCCCAACGUCAAUUCUCUAUGGGCGUUUCUUAUAAUUGAAGAAUGCUCUCGACUUGGUUUGACGUAUUUUUGCAUAGCCCCGGGAUCGCGGUCAUCUCCACUCGCUGUUGCUGCUUCUACUCACCCCUUGACAACUUGUAUUGCAUGCUAUGACGAGCGCUCACUAGCAUUUCAUGCGGUUGGUUUUGCCAGAGGUUCUCAUAAACCAGCAGUAGUGAUAACAACAUCGGGCACUGCAGUUUCAAAUCUUCUUCCUGCUGUUGUGGAGGCGAGUCAAGACUUUGUCCCCCUUAUAUUACUUACUGCAGACCGUCCUCCAGAGCUGCAGGAUGGAGGAGCAAACCAAGCAAUCAACCAGGUAGACUGGUAUUCCUUCCCUGUUGUUACCCUAGGUGUCCCUUGCUUUAUUUCGGUCAACCAUUUUGGUUCCUUUGUGAGGUUCUUCUAUGGUCUUCCAGCACCCACUGAUUAUAUUCCUGCACGGAUGGUUCUUACUACAAUCGACUCUGCAGUUCAUUGGGCAACCAGUUCGCCCUAUGGUCCUGUUCACAUCAACUGCCCUUUUAGGGAACCAUUGGAUAACAGUUCAAGAAAGUGGAUGUUGAGCUGUUUAAAAGGCUUGGAUUUUUGGAUGUCAAGUGCUCAACCAUUUACGAACUAUAUUCAACUGCAGUAUUCUUAUGGGUGCAAUGGUACUCACAGCCAAAUGACAGAGGUUCUUCAAGUGAUUCAAGGGGCGAACCGAGGGCUUCUACUAAUUGGUGCGAUUCACAGAGAGGAUGACAUAUGGGCAGCUCUUCUUUUGGCUAAGAAACUUUCAUGGCCAGUUGUUGCUGACGUUUUGUCAGGUUUACGAUUGAGAAAGUAUUCAACUUACUUUGAAGUGGAGGGAAACCUUUUGUUUAUCGAUCAUCUGGAUCAUUCUCUACUCUCUGAUUCAGUCAGGAGUUGGGCACAUGCUGAUGUGAUUGUUCAGGUUGGAAGUAGGAUAACAAGCAAGCGAAUUUCUCAGAUGCUAGAGGACAGCUUUCCAUGUGCUUAUGUAUUAGUGGAGAACCAUCCAUGUCGCCAUGAUCCAACACAUAUUGUAACUCACAGGAUUCAGAGUACCAUCACACAAUUUUCUGACUGUCUGCUUAAAGCUAACAUCCCACAGAUCAGCAGCAAAUGGUGCUGUUUUCUAAAGGCUGUCGAUAAAAUGGUUGGAUGGGAGAUAUCAUUUCUGAUCCAUUCGGAAUACUCCUUGACUGAACCCUAUGUUGCAUAUGUUAUUCCGGAAUCACUUCAUUGUGAGUCUGCUAUAUUUGUUGGGAACAGCAUGCCUAUACGUGAUGCGGACAUGUACGGAUGUAACUGGGAGCAGUGUACUAAUAAUAUUCCUGUGAUGUUAAGCUUAGAGUUACCAUGUCACUGGAUACAGGUGGCUGGGAACAGAGGAGCUAGUGGCAUUGAUGGUUUGCUUAGCACAGCUAUUGGUUUUGCUGUAGGAUGCAACAAAAGAGUAACUUGUGUGAUUGGAGAUGUUUCUUUUCUGCAUGAUACAAAUGGGUUGGCACUUCUGACGCAAAGGAUCUGCCGGAAGCCGAUGACAAUUCUUGUCAUGAACAAUCAUGGUGGGGCAAUCUUCAGUCUCCUUCCUAUUGCAGAUAGAACUGAAAAAAAGGUGUUGGAUCAGUAUUUCUACACUUCUCAUAAUGUUUCAAUUCAGAACCUGUGCGUGGCCCAUGGUUUGAAGCAUGUGAAAGUGGAGACAAAAAUGGAAUUGCAGGAUGCCUUGUUAACAUCUCAACAGGAGGAGAUUGAUUGGAUCAUAGAGGUUCACAGCUGUAUUGAUGCAAAUGCUACUUUCCACAGUAAGUUGAGACGAUUUGCAUGUCAAGCCGCGGACAAUGCCUUGGCCCUUGUUUCAAGGUUUUCAACUUCAGAUUGUAUGUUAGCUGGUUCCUUUCUUGUUGGGAUCGGUAAAAUGGAGUACUCCCUUUAUAGAAUCAAGCUAUGUGCCCCACCUACUUCAAGUUCUGCACCUUAUGACUCUAUGAGCUGCUACAGAGAAGGUUUUAUUAUAGCUUUGUUUCUUGAAGAUGGAAGUGUGGGGUUUGGCGAGGUUGCACCUCUUGAGAUCCAUGAAGAGAACUUGAUUGAUGUUGAAGAUCAACUCAGGUUUCUUAUUCAUGCCAUACAAGAAGAAAAGAUCAGUUGCUUCCUGCCUCUGCUAAAGGGCUCGAUUUCCUCUUGGAUAUGGACCAGUUUAGGAAUAUUGCCAGGUUCAAUCUUUCCAAGUGUCAGAUGUGGUUUGGAAAUGGCCAUCCUUAAUGCUUUAGCCGCGACGGAAGGUUCCAGUUUAUUGAACAUACUCCAUCCUGAGACAGCUACAGAAGAACUAUCUCAAAGGUCUUUUACUGUUCAGAUUUGUGCUCUUAUUGACUCAGAUGGGACUCCAAAAGAUGUUGCUGAUAUUGCUGCUACACUUGUUGGAGAAGGCUUCUCUGCCAUAAAGCUAAAAGUUGCACGUCGGCAAGAUCCUAUUGAAGAUGCCAGAGUUAUACAAGAAGUUAGAAAGAGGGUGGGGCCCCAGUUUAACCUCCGUGCUGAUGCGAAUCAAAAGUGGACCUAUGAUGAAGCAGUUCGUUUUUCUUCGUCUGUGAUGAACUGUAACCUGCAAUAUAUUGAGGAACCUGUUCAGAAUGAAGAGGAGAUAGUCAAAUUCUGUGAACAAACUGGCCUACCUGUUGCACUGGAUGAAACCAUUGGGAAUAUUCGAGAUAAUACUCUUGAAAGGCUAGCAAAGUUCACUCACCCUGGAGUAGCUGCUGUUAAAAAUGUUCUUGUGUUUCUCCAUGGGUUCCUUGGAACUGGUGAAGACUGGAUGCCCAUUAUGAAGGCCCUCUCAGGAUCUGCAAGAUGCAUUUCGGUUGACCUUCCUGGGCAUGGGGAGUCAAGGAUACGAAAUCAUGGCAUUUGGGAAACGAAAAGAGAACCAAGUUUGUCAAUUGAGGUAGUUGCAGAUAUAGUAAAUAAGUUGAUUGACAAUAUUACUCCUGGAAAAGUUACCUUAGUUGGAUACUCGAUGGGAGCAAGAACUGCAUUGUACAUGGCCCUGAGGUGCUCUACUAAGAUUGAAGGAGCUGUCAUGGUAUCUGGAAGCCCUGGAUUAGCGGAUGGGCCAGCUAGAAAGAUCCGUAGGGCUAAAGAUGACUCCAAAUCGAGCUCUCUUAUUGCUCAGGGCUUGGAACUCUUUCUAGAUGUCUGGUAUGCUGGAGAGCUGUGGAAUAGCUUAAGAUUUCAUCCCCAUUUCAAGAAGAUAGUUGCUAGCCGUUUGCAGCACAAUGACAUAAACACGCUUGCGAAAGUUCUGUCUGAUUCAAGUACCGGCAGGCAGCAGCCAUUGUGGGAAGACCUGAGGCACAACAAAGUUCCUCUCCUACUCGUCAUUGGGGAAAAGGAUGACAAGUUUAAAAAGAUUGCUCAGAAAAUGUUCCAAGAAGUAAAUCAUGAGGCAAGGAGCAUAGACGAUUCAAAGAGAAUCUGUGAAGUUGUUGAGGUUCCAAAUUGUGGGCAUGCUGUGCAUUUAGAGAAUCCCCUCCCUCUAGUUAGAGCAGUAAGACAGUUUCUCAAUAAGUCGAAAGGAGUUUGACUCCUGAACCAGGUUUCAGUAGAGAUUUGCUGGCAUCAUACUCUAUCAGCUCGAUUUGCAUUAAUUGUUUACAGACCUAUGUCAAAGGUCAUCACCAAAGGAUUGCUACGAAGGGGCGUCAUCAUUAUCGUAAGUUUCUGAAUUUAUUUUGUCACACUUUGAAGCUGGAGACUUGGUGGAACAGAGAAUGAGAGGACAUUUACCUAUUCAGGAUUUAACUAUGAAACUGGCCAUUAUACGGUAAAAGCCUUUUCUGCAUCUCUCUAGGCAAUCAAAUGUUCGUUCUUUCUCCAGACAUGAAUCAUAUACAGUUGAUCAGGAUUGAGGUAAUACUGUCAGCAAUCUUUUCUUUAGCAGACCCAUGGAAGAAAUACAUACAUUGAUCAUUUGUGCGUUCAUUCUCGAUCUAAGAACAGCGUUUGGUAUCUUUGUAUUUCAAUUUCUCAUGUCUCUUUAUUCUUGCUUUUAAUUUGAUGUACAAUGUGUGAUCAUGUUGGGUGAGCAAACAAGUACCCCCAGCUUAACCACACAUGAACUUAUGUUCCAAAAAAUACAUGUUCUUAUUCUGUUAUACAUAUUGUGCCUUGAUGAGAUUCUCCACAUCAUGCAAAUGUGAGAGUAUUCCAUCAAGGAGAGGAUAUUUUUUAGCGAAGAGGAUCCUGAUCCUGCUUACAACUUGUUGGUUGUGCAACCACCAAUCUCAGCUCAGGAAAUCAUGGUGCAGAUUGCCAUUGCCACCAAGAGAGAGCACUCUAUGAUUUUGGUUGGUAGUGGAACCUUCUCCAUCAUGAAAUUUUGAUUUGAAAUUGGCGGCUAAACAACCAAAGCAACGUUCGUAUUAGGAGCAAAACAGGUGGUUCCAAGUUUGCACCACCAACUCCAAACACGAUGGCAGGACUAACCAGGUCAGGAUUCCUGCUGCGGACACUGUGGAAGCAAUAGCCAGAAGACGACUAUGUCUUGCGAUUUUCGGAUGCCCCUCGCGCAGAGUGAUUGUGAUCCCAGCACCGGUGAAUGCGAAAGUGAGAGAUAAGAGGAAGGCAUGGAAAAAGGAGGGCUUGUCCUUAAAUAGGAUGGUGGGAACAGGGUUGCCCCCCACAUCUUCAAGUGGCAGUUGGAGAAAACCAAAAACUGUUAGAAAUGCCAUUCCGAAAAUCAUUUCUUCAAUAGGAGCUGCUGGGGUGAAUGUGACAGAAGUCUUGUCCAUUUUUUGAGAUGAGAAGGAAUGAGUUAGAGUAGGUUUUUUAUGCAAGGGUUUGCAGCUGCUAUUGAUAGAUGCU
Rhododendron vialii is the source of this 6064-nucleotide messenger RNA. RefSeq names its product protein PHYLLO, chloroplastic. NCBI's taxonomy places the organism in Eukaryota, Viridiplantae, Streptophyta, Magnoliopsida, Ericales, Ericaceae. Gene Ontology annotation, biological process: menaquinone biosynthetic process; amino acid catabolic process. The transcript has 27 exons. Bases 54 to 4784 code for a protein of 1576 amino acids. Gene Ontology annotation, molecular function: 2-succinyl-6-hydroxy-2,4-cyclohexadiene-1-carboxylate synthase activity; thiamine pyrophosphate binding; 2-succinyl-5-enolpyruvyl-6-hydroxy-3-cyclohexene-1-carboxylic-acid synthase activity. The record is from RefSeq and is a predicted model, not a curated record.